AUGAACCAUUUCUUUCUCACUACAAUUUUCUUCUUUCUCAUACAAAUUUCACUUGUUUUCUCUACUUCAAAUUUUCCUCUUCAACUCAUUUCACUUUUAUCCUUAAAAUCUUCUUUUCAAGAUCCAAACAACACAUUUCAAGAUUGGAAUCCUACAAAAACUUUCUCAAAUUUUGGUUCACAACCCUUUUGGUGUUCAUGGUCAGGCAUCAAAUGUGACACAAAAACAAACCAAAUUACAUCACUUAAUCUCUCAAAGAGAAAUCUUUCUGGUAAAAUUCCACAAGAUAUUAGAUUCUUGGUACACUUACAUCACUUAAAUUUAAGUGGAAAUUCAUUUGAUGGACCUUUACAAUCCAUCCUUUUUGAAUUUCCAUUUCUUAGAACACUUGACAUUAGUCAUAACUCUUUCAAUUCAACAUUCCCUCAUGGGAUAACGAAUCUCAAGUCCUUAGUAAACUUAAAUGCCUAUAGCAACAGCUUCACAGGCGCGUUGCCUAUAGAAAUUGUUGGUUUACAGAAUCUUGAGUACCUGAAUCUUGGUGGCAGUUACUUUACUGAUGAAAUUCCGGCGAGUUAUGGGAAUUUCAACAUGUUGAAAUUCCUACACUUAGCCGGAAAUUCACUCAGUGGUAAAAUACCAGUGGAAUUGAGUUUAUUGAACAAACUUGAACAUCUUGAAAUUGGAUACAACAAUUAUACUGGAAAUGUUCCAGCUGAAUUAUCUUUGUUAUCGAAUUUAGCCUAUCUUGAUAUCUCACAAGCUAAUCUUUCUGGUGAAAUUUCAAUUCAGCUUGGAAAUUUAACAAAGCUUGAAUCUUUAUUUCUUUUCAAGAACCAUUUUAUCGGUACAAUUCCUCUGAGUUUUUCCAAACUCACAUUGCUGAAAUCAUUGGAUUUAUCGGAUAAUCGUCUCUCAGGCACAAUUCCAUCAGGAUUUUCAGAGUUGAAAGAGCUGAACAUGUUGUAUUUGAUGAACAACAACUUGACAGGUGAAAUACCAGAAGGGAUUGGUGAGUUACCAAAUCUUGAAUUGUUAGCACUUUGGAACAAUUCACUCACUGGGAUUUUACCGCGAAAGUUAGGAUCAAAUGCAAAGUUACAAAAACUUGAUGUCUCCUCAAACAAUUUAUCUGGCCAAAUUCCACAAAAUCUUUGCCUCAGCAACAACUUAGUUAAACUCAUCCUGUUUUCGAACGAGUUUACUGGUGAGAUUCCUUCAUCCUUAACGAAUUGCAAUGCUUUAUCCAGGUUGAGAAUUCAAAACAACAAACUCAAUGGCUCAAUUCCAUCAGGAUUCGGGUUUUUACCAAAUUUCACUUACAUGGACAUCAGCAAGAACAAUUUUUCAGGGCCAAUUCCGAAAGAUUUCGGAAAUGCCCUGAAAAUGAUGUACUUGAACAUUUCGGAAAAUUUAUUUGGUAGUAGCUUGCCUGAAAAUAUCUGGAACGCCCCGAAUUUACAGAUUUUUUCAGCAAGUUACAGUGGCCUUAUUGGAAAUCUCCCUGAUUUCAAAGGAUGUCAAAAUUUGUACAAAAUCGAACUUGAAGGAAACAAUAUCAAUGGUAGCAUACCAUGGAACAUUGAAGACUGUGGAAAACUUAUUUCUCUGAAUCUUCGACGAAAUUCAUUAACAGGAAUCAUUCCCUGGGAAAUAUCUGCAAUUCCUAUAACAGACGUUGAUUUGUCCCACAAUUUUCUCACAGGGACAAUCCCUUCAAAUUUCGAAAAGUCUAGAACGUUGGAACAUUUCAACGUGUCAUAUAAUCAGCUCACUGGUCCAUUACCUUCGUCAGGGUCUAUAUUCUCAACGUUCCAUCCUUCGUCUUUCGUAGGAAACCAAGGCCUUUGUGGUACUAUCAUACAUAAUCCGUGCAGGACGGAUGAACUCAAAGAUGGAAAAACAGUUUUUUUGAACCAUUCCAAGAAAACUGAUGGUGCAUUGAUAGUAUGGAUCGUGUCUGCAGCAAUUGGAGUAGUAAUAAUCAUCCUCAUCGUGACAAUUCGAUGUUUCCACUCGAAUUACCACCGGAGAUUUCCAUGUGACAAGGAAAUCGGACCGUGGAAGUUGACAGCAUUCAAAAGGUUAAAUUUCACAGCAGAUGAUGUCCUCGAAAGCAUAACAAUCACAGACAAAAUCAUCGGAAUGGGGUCUGCAGGUACAGUGUACAAGGCGGAAAUGCCAAGUGGUGAUAUCAUAGCGGUGAAGAAGCUAUGGGCCGGGAAGCAACGUAAGGAGACAACGAGGAAACGACGUGGAGUCUUGGCAGAGGUGGAUGUAUUAGGCAAUGUAAGACAUAGGAACAUUGUGAGGCUACUAGGUUGUUGUAGUAACAAUGAAUGUACUAUGUUGUUGUACGAGUACAUGCCUAAUGGUAGCCUUGAUGACUUGUUACAUGACAAGAACAAAGAUGCAAAUUUGGUUGGUGAUUGGUUUACUAGGUACAAAAUUGCACUUGGUGUUGCACAAGGGAUUUGUUAUCUUCAUCAUGAUUGUGACCCUGUCAUUGUUCAUCGUGACCUAAAACCUAGCAACAUUCUUCUUGAUGGUGAAAUGGAAGCUAGGGUUGCUGAUUUUGGAGUUGCUAAAUUGAUUGAGUGUGACGAAUCUAUGUCCGUCAUUGCUGGAUCUUAUGGCUACAUUGCACCUGAAUAUGCAUAUACAUUGCAAGUGGAUGAAAAGAGUGACAUUUAUAGCUAUGGGGUGGUGCUAAUGGAAAUUUUGUCUGGGAAAAGAUCGGUUGAUUCAGAAUUUGGCGAUGGAAAUAGCAUUGUAGAUUGGGUGAGGUCCAAGAUGAAUACAAGAAACGGUAUAAAUGAAGUGUUGGAUAAAAAUAUUGGUGCUUCGUGUCCUCGAGUGAGGGAGGAAAUGAUGUUGAUGCUUAGGGUGGCGUUGCUUUGUACUAGCCGGAACCCGGCUGACCGGCCUUCCAUGAGGGAUGUUGUGUCCAUGUUGCAAGAGGCCAAGCCCAAGAGGAAGUUGCCGGGAAGUGGUGGUGACAAUUCAAUUGGUGUUUUUUCUUUGGCACAAAAGGCCAAUGUGGAGUGUUAAUAUAAUUGGAGAUUUGGGUUUCUUUUUCCUUAGUCUUUUGUUUUUUUAUUUCUUUUCAAUUGUGGGGGAUUGGUAUAAUCGUAUAGGAUAAGUUAAUGUUUCCUUUUAAAAUUUUAACUAGUGGAAUUUCAGAUAUUUUGAAUUUUGAACGAUUAUCUGUGAAAUUAUCUCGUAAUAAUUAU
This is a messenger RNA of Solanum dulcamara, 3233 nucleotides long. Its product is annotated as leucine-rich repeat receptor-like protein kinase TDR. Gene Ontology annotation, molecular function: protein kinase activity; ATP binding; receptor serine/threonine kinase binding. The record is from RefSeq and is a predicted model, not a curated record. Gene Ontology annotation, biological process: protein phosphorylation. Bases 1 to 3051 code for a protein of 1016 amino acids. The transcript is spliced from 3 exons. Lineage: Eukaryota; Viridiplantae; Streptophyta; Magnoliopsida; Solanales; Solanaceae.